AUCAUAUGGUAACAGAAAGUUCGAGUCACAAGAGAUCUGUUAGAAGAAAGAAUUAACAGCUAAAAAAGAUACGAUGGAGUAUAUAUAUCGUCCCUUUUUCGAUCAACGCCCCAAGCUACACCAGCUGUUUUACCGUCAUAAACCUGAUUAGUGAACCAACCAUACAGGAUGUCCAUGCUGUAUAAAAUGUGACGUUUAUUAAGACAUAAAACAAAAUUGUCAGCACAAUUUGCCCUUUGCUUUUCAUAUUACAUUCAGUUGUUGUGAUCAUAGCUUGCUGUCAUUUCAGUCUUUCGCCUUCAAAAUGGAAGACAAAGUUGAUCGUAUGUGCUCACCAACUAAGUCUACCAUCUUGAUAUUUCAACAGUGAUGCUGUUAUUAUGUUUGGGCCAGUUUUUUCUCGUUGAAUUUGUUUUAAACAAGCAAAUGGCACGAGUUGACAACUUGGAAAGGAUGAAAGCACAACGCGACAAGAAUACUGCAGAUAUUGAGAACAUCAAGUCGAUGUUAAAUGCUCAAGUCACAAGAAUGAAUGAUAUCGAAGACCAAGUCAACAAGGAUCCUAUUUUUGAUCUCAAAAGAAUAAAAAGAGCUACCAUACCAGAUGAAGAACAAAUUGCGGCUGAUUUGGCUGAGCUCAAACGGUACAUUUUAAAGAUCAUACAAGAAUUAGGRGACUURCAGUUAGAAAAGGAAAUACCAGGACCGAGAGGACCACCAGGUCAGUCCGUAGUACCACCACGAUCAGUAAUUAUUUCACCUCCACGUUUGGUUAUCAAUGAAAGUCAGUCGGCCAUCUUGAAWUGUUCUGCCAGUGGAUAUCCACAACCUGUUGUUGCGUGGAGUAAAGUCAAUGGUUCAUUACCAAAAGAGAGAUUUCUUGUCGACAGUAGCGGGAAACUGGAAUUAAARRAUGYCACUAUUCAUGAUUCWGGGACGUAUCAGUGUAAAGCUUCCAAUAUUCUUGGCAGUGCAGAMGACAAAUCAGAAAUCGAAGUGAACUUUAGUCCCCGAGUAUCCUUAAUCAAAGGACCAAUCUAUAAAGAGAUUGGCACCAACGUUGUUAUGCCUAGAUGUCACGUGAAAGGACGUCCUAAACCACAUAUCACAUGGUCGAAGUCUCCUGGUUCCUUGCAAAGUAGGCGCACUUUUAUCGUGGAUGGACAGAUGAUGUUGAUAAAAUCCAAGAGAGAAGAUACUGGGUCAUACUUUUGUAAAGCUGAGAAUGAUUUUGGUUCUGUUACCAAGGAAACAAUUCUUGUUGUUGUUUUGUUGCCAAGCUUCACUGUAAAACCUCCUUCAUCUCUCUUUGUCCUCACUGGAAAGACUAUUCAUUUGAAUUGUAGUGCUAGUGGAGAGCCUAACCCAGUCAUAACGUGGACAAGAGAAAAUGGCGUUCUUCCUGAAGGCAGGUAUGAAGUGAAAGAUGGUUCUUUGAUCCUAAAAGAUUUGAAAAUCAUAGAUUAUGGCGUGUAUGUUUGUACUGCAACAAGUGGUGGUCCUUUUUUCAAACGUUCAAAGUCGACCGUUCAGCCCUAUAAUGAUUGCUCACAUUUAUACGAAUUGGGAGUGAGACGUAACGGUGUGUACACAGUUCAACCCGACAAGCAGCCUGCAUUUCAAGUCUACUGUGACAUGACAACUGACGGUGGGGGUUGGACUGUGUUCCAGCGAAGACAAGAUGGAUCGGUCGAUUUCUAUCGCUUUUGGCAGCAAUACAAAACAGGUUUUGGAAACCUGAAUGGCGAGUUUUGGUUGGGUAACGAUUACAUCCAUCGACUGACAGCAAGAAAAGCAUCGAGUCUGCGCGUUGAGUUAGAGGACUGGGACGGAACUAGGAAGUAUGCCAAAUAUGGUAGUUUUAGUGUUGGUGAUGAAUCAGACAAGUACAUGCUGAGGGUUGGCUCGUAUUCAGGUACUGCUGGGGACUCGUUAGCAUAUCAUAACUACAUGCCGUUUUCUACAAAAGAUAGAGAUAACGACAAGAGUGUUCGUAACUGUGCUACAAUUUUUACCGGUGCCUGGUGGUAUACUGAUUGCACGAUGGCAUCUAAUCUGAAUGGAAAGUACAUUGGAAACAAGUGGUCGUUUCAAGGAAUUGUUUGGUCCAAUUUUAAUAAAGAUUCACAAAGUUUGAAGAAAUCUGAAAUGAAAAUGCGUCCUAAUGGAUUCUAAUGCAUGAGUAGCACAGUAAGAUAACGCUGAAGUUAAUGCUCUUUGUUAUUUGUACAGACAUUUAUCAACGAUUUGUCAUCACGUGUGUGUAUAGUGUUUUUCCAUUUCUCGUUGCAGCCAUCGCAAAGUGAAAAUUAUGGGAAAUGUUUCUUAUUCGCCCAUGUAAGAGAAUCCAGAGAACUAGGGGAUUCUG
Molecule: messenger RNA, 2368 nt
Organism: Exaiptasia diaphana
Lineage: Eukaryota; Metazoa; Cnidaria; Anthozoa; Actiniaria; Aiptasiidae
Product: peroxidasin homolog
Exons: 1
Coding region: 370-2175 (601 amino acids)
Source: RefSeq, a predicted model, not a curated record